AUGAAAUACCGCGCAGCAGAUAAUGGCCACAGGGGCAUCUACGCCCCCUUGCCGCUCAUCAACAACGAACGUCUCAAACUCGAUACAACGACGCCGUUCAUCCCUCAUUACGUCAAGAGCAGUGUCACCAGGUCCUCCGAUCCUGCACAGGCCUACGCGAGUCGCGUUCAAGGACGCCAGAUCCUCCUUGAGAACCCUGCCCGCGGCAGUAAAGCCAAGAAGGAGCGAGAAGAGAAGCGUGCAAAGCGUACUGCCGAGCGUGUGCGGCGGGUCGCGGGGGUUAUCAGCAAGCAGGAAGACAGGAAGCGGGGCAUAUGGAAGCUGAGAAAGGAGGAGAGGAAGUUCCAAUUGUUUCUUCCUCUGCACUUCCUCUGGCUAGGAUACAUGAAUGAGCUGCUCUCACUAUCGCCUGAGCCUGCGGCGCUCGGCAUGGACCCUAGCUCAGCUAUGCCGGCUGCGGCAGGCAUGCAUGCCAAGCUCAUCAAGGCUGACUUCCAUGGUGCGAUCGUAACAGUGCGGCAAAGCAGGAACCCCUGCCUCAUUGGACUCUCCGGGAUAGUCGUGCACGAAACGGAGAAUUCGUUCAAGGUGAUCACCCGGAAAGAUGAGCAGAAGUUGUUGCCGAAGCAGAACAGCAUUUUUGUGUUCGCCGUUCCGCUCUAUUCCACAGCUACGCCACAAGUCGUCCGUUCUACGGAUGACACACAGACGACGAUCCUGGACAUGCCCCAUAUCGAGUUCGAGCUCUAUGGAAAUCACUUCUGUUACCGCGCGGCUGAGCGCGCAGGUCGGAAGUUCAAACACAAGGAAACAAUAGAACUGUGAUCUUCUCUCUCACGAUCCUGGUGCGGACGUUGCUACCAUACUUUGCAUCCAUGUAUAGCAUCUUCGUACCCCUGCUCCGCUGACUGUCGGUACAACUCGUGCGCUUGACGUAAUCGCAGCAACUCAGAGGUCCUGG
This is a messenger RNA of Dichomitus squalens LYAD-421 SS1, 961 nucleotides long. RefSeq names its product RNase P/MRP, p29 subunit. Gene Ontology annotation, molecular function: ribonuclease P RNA binding. Lineage: Eukaryota; Fungi; Basidiomycota; Agaricomycetes; Polyporales; Polyporaceae. Gene Ontology annotation, biological process: tRNA 5'-leader removal; rRNA processing. The transcript is spliced from 5 exons. Gene Ontology annotation, cellular component: ribonuclease P complex; ribonuclease MRP complex. The record is from RefSeq and is a predicted model, not a curated record. The coding region runs from base 1 to 825 and encodes 274 amino acids.